UAUUUUGGUUUACAUGGUAUACGAUUUUUCUUUACUAAAACGUAAACAAUGUUGAUUUAAUCUAACCUCGAAAUUAUUUGUGUAAACGUAUGUACAACAUUAAUAUUGUAUAAUGUGGCCUCAAGAAUAUAUAGAACUGAAGUACAUUGAAGAUUUAUUAGUUUGUGGAAUAUGCUACGAAUACAUGGAAACUUCAGUGAUUACAUCAUGUUCACAUAAUUAUUGUUCUUUAUGUAUCAGAAAAUAUUUACAUUAUAAAACACAAUGUCCUGCUUGUUUUGCUGAAACCUUUGAGAAGGACUUGAGGAAAAAUAAAGUUCUGGAUGAAAUUAUAACACAGUUUUCACAAAUUAAAGAUAAAUUAAAGAAAUGUUUACGAAGUCAAAUGCAAUUUCUGCCAUUUAAUAGAAGUGAUAUUAUUUUGAAUAGUCCAAAGUCAACGCCUAAGAAUAAAGACAAGCAUUUAAUUAAAUUAGAAGAUAAAAUUGUUAACAAAAGACUAAUUUCUGAAAGUAAUACAUCACCUUCUAUAAAUGUGCAAAAAGAUUUAUCUAGUCCCAGUACCAGUGGAAAUUCCAGAAUACCUUUGAUGUUUACACCUAAAAGUACAAAAUCUGCAAAUGUAACAGUUGUGGAGAAAACUGCAGAUGUUAUAUGCCCUGUAUGUAAAGUUACUAUUUCAGAGUUGCAUAUAAAUAAGCAUCUUGAUGAUUGCUUAAAACGAGAAUCAAGAAAAGUUCAACCACAAACAGUACAGUUAAACCGUAAACCACUGCCAAAAUUAGUAUUCACUUUAAUGAAAGAAGGUGUGAUACGUAAGAAAUUGAAAGAGUUUGGUUUGUCAACCCAAGGAGAUCGGAAGGCUAUGGAAGCUCGUUUGCAAAGAUAUAUUAUUCUUUAUAAUGCAGAAUGUGACAAAUCAUAUCCAAGACCUGUUUCAGAGUUAAUUAAGCAAUGCGAAGAUGAAGAGAGUCUUGAGAAAAACAUUUAUAAAACUUCAUCAUUUAUAAAUAAGUUACAUGUUAAUCGAAAUACAGAACAAAAUGUUAUAGAUGUGGAGAGAAAAAAAUAUUUGGAAACGUACAAAGAUAGUUUUGAAAGUUUAAUUAGAAAGAUCAAACAUACUAAUCCUCCUAGACAUUCAUCUGCAAGACGCAAUCUAUUGAAUGAAAGUAUACAAAAUAAUGAAAGCACUUUGGAUAAACAAGAAAAGGAUGAAAAUUCAGAUGAUUCAGUGGUUGAAACUGAUAAAGAUAAUUUUUUGCCUCUAAAUUCGGGUGCAUAUAUUGAAGACUCCGAUUCAGAUGCUGACUGUCCAUUACAAAUGUAUUCUAGUACUUAUCCAACAAAAUUGCUUAAUGUUGAAUUGUCUCCUCCCAGAAACAAUAUUCCAAAGAAUAAAUGUGAAACAAAUUAUGAAAAAGAUGAUCAUACAGAAGUUAAGUCAUCUCAUUAUUCAGGUAUACAAAGAAAGAAAGAUGAUGCGAAUUUAGAUAUGUUUAAUGAUACCUCCGUGUCAAAUAAAGAGAUGAAUUCAAUAACAGAUACCACACUUGGUAAAGAUACAUCAGAGGCUGAUUCUAAGACUUCAAAGUACGAAGUGUUACUACAAAGAAAAAAAAAGUUAUUUCGAAACGAUGAAACAAAAAGAAUGAAUUCUUUUACUAGUGCCAGAGGAAACUGUGAUUCUAAUUAUGUCUCUGACCAAGAAGGAGCAGAUGGUAGAUCAACAUCUGUUUUACAAGAUGUUGUGUGUGACUUAUCAAGUAAUGAUAGUAAUGACACUAAAUAUAAUUAUGAAAACAAAUUAAUAAAUAUGGCAAAUAUGGAGAAAGAAAAUAUAAAUUCCAAAAGUAGCGACAAUCGUUCACUCCGAAAAAGAAAUCGUGACUUAGUACAAAAUGAUAAUAAAAUCGUUUCAAAUGUAAAGAAAAAAGUUAAAAAGGCGUCUCGUCAUUAUCAUAGCGAGACUGAUGAAUCAAGUAAUGAAGAAUCUGUGAGGAUUUUAAAUGAUAAUGAAAAUUUGCAUUUACAAAAUAAGCCACAACUGAGAAACCGAGUAUUAAAUACGUCCACGAUUGAAGAAACAACUGUAUUAAGGAAAUCUACUAGAGUAAAACUAAAAAACAAUAUAUAAUAAAAAUAAAGUGACAUAUUUUAUGUAAAUUAUUCAUAAAUAUAGAUUUUGGUAAUUUA
Molecule: messenger RNA, 2196 nt
Organism: Hylaeus volcanicus
Lineage: Eukaryota; Metazoa; Arthropoda; Insecta; Hymenoptera; Colletidae
Product: E3 ubiquitin-protein ligase RAD18-like
Exons: 7
Coding region: 113-2137 (674 amino acids)
Biological process (GO): DNA damage tolerance; protein monoubiquitination
Cellular component (GO): Rad6-Rad18 complex; nucleus
Molecular function (GO): ubiquitin protein ligase activity; single-stranded DNA binding
Source: RefSeq, a predicted model, not a curated record